Messenger RNA from Plenodomus lingam JN3, 1578 nucleotides. RefSeq lists its product as uncharacterized. Gene Ontology annotation, cellular component: meiotic spindle pole body; cytoplasmic dynein complex. NCBI's taxonomy places the organism in Eukaryota, Fungi, Ascomycota, Dothideomycetes, Pleosporales, Leptosphaeriaceae. Gene Ontology annotation, biological process: microtubule cytoskeleton organization; microtubule-based movement. The record is from RefSeq and is a predicted model, not a curated record. Gene Ontology annotation, molecular function: dynein heavy chain binding.
AUGAGCGCGCGCCGCCUUCCCAACUUCCCCACGCGGUUGCCGGGAAGCCACCACCGCGCCGACAGCCGAGAUGGAGACAGGGAGGAAAUAUGGAAGCCCAUGCUGGACAAUAUCUCAAGCGGGAAGCGACUCCCAGAGAAGAGCUUGCUUGUGCUGGGGGGCACACCGGAGACACAGCGAGAAUUCUUGGAAUCAGUGUCCACGGAUAGUAAUCGUAGGCCGCCAGACCGAGGGCGGAAGCCUCCCAUCGCCAACCAAUUUGCGCUUGGGUACACGUAUCAGGAUGUGCUAGACACCGAUCACGAAGAUACUCUCGCCCGCUUGUCGCUGUACCUCCUCGCAAAUCCCUCGCCGUCUUUCACCCCCUUAAUAAAGCCCUACCUCAACCCACGUACGCUACCACACAUGCUCAUAGUCAUACUGCUCGAUUGGAACCACCCUUGGUUAUGGAUACGGCAGCUUCGAGACUGGAUACGGGUGCUGAGAUCAUUGGUUCUCUCGCUUGACGAUGCCUCAAAAGUAGUCCUGGAAGAGAACAUACAGAUGCUGCAAGACAAGGGGCGUAAUUUGGCUUCGGAAGGUAACACCAUGGACGGCGUCAAGAUCCCCAUGGGUCCUGGGGAGUGGGACGAGCCGCUCGGUCUACCGCUCUGUGUGGUCUGCCAAAACGCUGACAAGAUCGAGUCGCUGGAGAAGGAAAGGGGUUGGAAAGAAGAGGAAUUUGACUUCAUACUACAGUACUUGCGCACAAUUCUGCUCAAGCACGGAUCGAGUCUGGUGUACACCAUGCCUACUGCGCCAGGAUCUCUUCGGACACUGAUACACUCGACACUUGGCAUCAAAUCUCUGUUGAAACAAGAGCAGUUGCGACACAAUGUAACUGAUCGUGACCGUGUCCUGGUACCGCCGAACUGGGACUCAUGGGCCAAGAUUCGAAUUCUGCGCGAGGGUUUCGACGUUGAGGGUAUCAGCCAAAAAUGGAGCGUAGAUAUCGACAUACCGCGACAUAUGCGACUAACGAAUGGUCAGGCAUUGCCGCCAUCCGAAGACGAAGCGCAGGCAAACCAAGAGUCCAUGCCUACAGCAGACGAGGAGGAAGAAGGCCCAUCUGCUACCUCAAUUUACGAGGACACCAUACGCAACCCCGAAUCUGACUUCCCAUUGGCAGGCCUGGCAAAGCAGACCAACACGUUGGAGAUAUCCAGCAAGGAUGCACAGGUAUUCCUUACAGAGCAAGUCGCUGUUCUGGAGCAACUGCGGCGCGAUGACGAUAACGAAGCUGCACUCAAAGCUGCUCGCAAGGAGCACGAUCCAGCAGCAAACCGGACAUGGGCUGAUGAUGCGUCUGGCAUUGUCGAAGAUCACAUUGGGCCUGUGCAGUUCAACAUGGGUGGUAUUCAAGUGAAUGCUGACGACAUGGUCAAGAGGUUGCAGGAUCGUGAAGCAACCCGUGCCAAUGACGCGGACACGCCAACUACGAAAACUCAGGAUCCAACCCUGGUUAGCAACGAGAAGCUCCGCUCUUUCUUCUCAGGCCUUGUCAACAAAGGACCCACGAAUGGCCCAAGAGGUGCUUGA